Messenger RNA from Entamoeba dispar SAW760, 1035 nucleotides. RefSeq lists its product as uncharacterized. The record is from RefSeq and is a predicted model, not a curated record. The coding region runs from base 1 to 1035 and encodes 344 amino acids. Lineage: Eukaryota; Evosea; Mastigamoebida; Endamoebidae. The transcript has a single exon.
AUGGCAUCAAUUCCAUGGCUUCUUCGGGUUGUUGUUGGAUCACUCCUUCUAAUUGUAACAUCAGUUGUUUUUACGUUCAUAUCUCCUGCAGCUGACCUCCAAUUUAGAAUCCAUCAGCCAAUUGACGCUCCAAGUUUUCUCACUCAAAUUAAAUUUAAUCUUACUAACUUUAACUAUGAAGGAGAGUGUUCUAAAGUAUUUAAAAGUAAAAAAAAUAAUGAAAGAGAUUUGCUAUUGCUUGGUGGUUCUUUUCCUGAAAUAAAAAAAUGGAAAGAAUCAGAGCCAUUGGUUUAUGGACAAUUAAAAAUGAGUCAAGAAACUAUUCCAAAUGCAAAGAAAAUUUUUGUAUUAAUUGGUGAUCCACCAACAUCAGAUUUUAUUAGUAAUAUGAAUGAAUGUGGAGUAGAAGUUGUCCAAGCAAAUAAUGUACCUCAAGGAAAUGGUGUUAUUAUUAGGUUUUUUGCAUGGUUAAAUUAUUUAAAAGAAAAUAAAGGAAAAUAUGAUCGUGUUGCAUUAUCAGAUAUUCGUGAUGUAUUUAUAUUUGGAGAUGCAUUUGCUACAUUUUCAAAAGAUGAAAUAUAUUUAUCAUAUGAAUGUUUAAUAAAUAAAAGAGGAAAUGUUGAAUGCAAUGAUUUUAGAGAUACUUGGAAUCGUGGAUGGAUCAGUCAGUUCUUUGGACAUGAUACAGCAUAUCAAUAUGCUAAAAAUCGUACGUUGAUAGUUAAUGCAGGAUUUACAUUUGGAGGAUAUGAUAAAAUAGUAGAAUAUUUAACUGUAUUAACAGAAUCUAUGAACCAAAAAUAUUUUAAAUAUUGGGGAUAUGAUCAAGCAUUAUUGAGUUAUCUUUAUACUACAAGAAAAUUAGAUUUCUUAAAUCCAAAGAUGGCAAAAUGUGAUCAACAAUUUUGUUUUGAAUUAAGAGGAGGAAGUAGAUAUGAUUCCAAAAAGAAAUCAUUGUAUGUUGGAAAUUCAGAAUGUUCUCCUGUUAUUAGACAUAAAUUAAUUGUUAAAGGGUCUGCUAUAAGAUUAACAUAA